This is a messenger RNA of Ustilaginoidea virens, 2835 nucleotides long. RefSeq lists its product as uncharacterized. NCBI's taxonomy places the organism in Eukaryota, Fungi, Ascomycota, Sordariomycetes, Hypocreales, Clavicipitaceae. Gene Ontology annotation, cellular component: cytoplasm. The record is from RefSeq and is a predicted model, not a curated record. The coding region runs from base 1 to 2835 and encodes 944 amino acids. The transcript has a single exon.
AUGAGAAAUACUUUGAAGCUCGCGGUUGCAGCCGCUGGCGUCCACCAGGCUGUGGCCACAUUUGGUGGCGCAGGACUUGGCGCUUCACUGGGACUCGGUGCCGGAGUUGAUGCCGGCGUUGGUGCCGGCGCUGGAAUUGGUGCUGGCGUUGGUGCUGGAGUUGAUGCCAAGGUUGGAGCCGGUCUCGGUGCUGGCGUCGGUGCCGGUGUCGGUGUCGGUGCCGGCGUUGGUGCUGGAGUCGGCGCCGGCGUUGGUGCUGGAGUUGAUGCCAAGGUUGGAGCCGGCGUCGGUGCUGGCGUCGGUGUUGGUGCCGGCGUUGGUGCUGGAGUCGGUGCCGGCGUCGGAGUCGGCGCCGGCGUUGGUGCUGGAGUUGAUGCCAAGGUUGGAGCCGGUCUCGGUGCUGGAGUCGGUGCCGGCGUCGGAGUCGGUGCCGGCGUUGGUGCUGGAGUUGGUGCUGGAGUUGAUGCCAAGGUUGGAGCCGGUCUCGGUGCUGGCGUCGGUGCCGGUGUCGGUGUCGGUGCCGGCGUUGGUGCUGGAGUUGAUGCCAAGGUUGGAGCCGGCGUCGGUGCUGGCGUCGGUGUUGGUGCCGGCGUUGGUGCUGGAGUUGGUGCCAAGGUUGGAGCCGGCCUCGGUGUUGGUGUUGGCGCUGGCGUUGGUGCCGGGCUCGGUGUUGGCGUCGGUGCCGGUGUUGGUGUUGGUGCUGGAGUUGGAUUGGACCUCGGGGCCUUCCUGAAUGCCCCAUGCUUCUCCCUCCCGUCGACCAGCACCAACGUUUGUCACAAAUCCCAAUUGUCUCCGUGGGACUUCAGUGGCCUGGAUUUGGGAAGCUUCUCGUCCUAUCUCGGCUUGGAUUUCAGCGGCGGCUGGUCAUGCCAUAAGAGCAAACUUGACUCUUCCAACUACAUCAGUGGUUCUUGCACCCAAGGCAGCAGUUCUGGUCUCGACAUAUCUAUCGGAGCCGAUGCCGGUAUUUCCCUCUUCACUCCCUCCAGUUUCGACUUGUUCACAUCGUUCGAUGUUCGUCUCGAGUUCCUCUACUUCAUGCCCGACGGCAGCACCUGCAAACAAUCUUCCGACUGCUCGAAGCAAGGCACAACCAUUUACAACAAACAGUGCGCUGGAGCCACCAAGGUCCGAAUCCUCUACCCACAGCAAUUCAAGGUCAAGGCCGGUGUCUCCCUCCAGAGCUCGUGCAAUAUCUCCUGCCGCAAGAUCACAUGGCAGUGCGGACAACCCGUGAACCCUAUUACUACUUCCCGUCCCGCCACCGGUUCUCCCUCCACUUUUAUUACCACAACCAGGGGCGCGCAGACUACUCCUUCCGGCCCCCAGACGACUGGUCAGACCGCUGGACAGCAGACUACUCCUUCCGGUCACGAGACGACUGGCCAGACCACCGCGGGACAGCAGACUACUCCUUCGGGCCCCGAGACCACCGGUCAGACAGCCGGACAGCAAACCACUCCUUCCGGCCCCCAGACCACUGGUCAGACCACCGCCGGACAGCAGACUACUCCUUCGGGCCCCGAGACCACCGGUCAGACAGCCGGACAGCAAACCACUCCUUCCGGCCCCCAGACCACUGGUCAGACCACCGCUGGACAGCAGACUUCUCCUUCCGGUCACGAGACGACUGGCCAGACCACCGCUGGACAGCAGACCACUCCUUCCGGUCACGGGACGACUGGCCAGACCACCGCCGGACAGCAGACUACUCCUUCGAGCCCCGAGACCACCAGUCAGACCGCGGGACAGCAAACCACUCCUUCGGGCCCCCAGACCACUGGUCAGACCACCGCUGGACAGCAGACCACUCCUUCCGGCUCCGAGACCGGCCAGACAUCCGCCGGACAGCAGACUACUCCCUCUGGCCAGCAGUCCACCGCCCAGACCACCGCCGGACAGCAGACCACUCCUUCGGGCCAGCAGUCCACCGGCCAAACCACUCCUGCACCUCAGACCACUACCUUCGUCACCACAUACGGCAUCACCUCGACUGUUUACACGACUACCACCAAGACGAUUAUCAGCUGCGGCCCUACUGUUCCCGAGUGCCCAGGCAAGACUGGAUCCCAUGUCGUCACCGUUACGAUUCCCGUGAGCACCACCAUCUGUCCCGUCACUGAGACCCACACCAAGACCCAGAGCGACGUCAAUCCCACCGGUGGAAUGCCGACUGGUCAGACCCCAAGUGGCACCAGCCAAGGUCCAUUGCCCACUCAACCUGUCCCUUGCCAUCCUGUUGUCCCCAGAUGUCUCAACACCUUCCUUCAGUUGAAGACCAAGUGCAAGGACAACACCGAUUCCGCCUGCUACUGCCCCAACAAGGAGUUCGUCGACAGCGUCUUCCACUGCCUUUACGCUCACGGUGAGAAUGGCAACGUCAUCUCCGAGGCUGUUGCCUUCUUCCAGGGAAUUUGCGCUCCUUAUAUUCCCGUUAACCCUGCCAUUGCUACUUGUGCCCAGGGUAUCACCGAAAUCAUCACCGUCACCGGUACUCCUUACGUCCCCUCGGUUUCAUACACCACCCUGCCUUAUACCGCCACCACUGUUGUUGGUCAAUCUACCACCUCUAUCAUCUCGGGUGAGGUAACCGUUCCCGAAAUCGUCAUGCCCACUCCCACUGGCGGCGCCCAACCCUCCUUGCCGGCCGCCGGCACUGAAACUGGUGUCAGCCCCAACCAGUCGAACCCGGCCGUCAAUGUGCCCAGCAUCACUGGCACUGGUAGCAUGACUCCCAGCCAACCCACGGCCACUCUUCCCGCCACUGCCGGGGCCGGACGUGUUGGCGUCGGCAUGAUGAUGGCCAUGGUUGCUCUCGUCGCUGCGCUGUAA